Messenger RNA from Zychaea mexicana, 2174 nucleotides. RefSeq lists its product as uncharacterized. Gene Ontology annotation, biological process: poly(A)+ mRNA export from nucleus. The record is from RefSeq and is a predicted model, not a curated record. Gene Ontology annotation, cellular component: nucleus. Lineage: Eukaryota; Fungi; Mucoromycota; Mucoromycetes; Mucorales; Lichtheimiaceae. The transcript has 8 exons. Gene Ontology annotation, molecular function: RNA binding. The coding region runs from base 104 to 2011 and encodes 635 amino acids.
UGGCCAGCUGACCUUUUGAUUUGAUGGUCAAUGCAAGAAAAACAUUUUUUUUUUCUUGGUAGAUACAUAAGCCCUUUCUCUUUCUCCGACAUACAACCAACUAAUGAACAAAGAUCAACAGAAUCAAGCCCCUCGAGGCCUUCUGGCCAUGUUUGGUGGCUCGAUCCCGAAAAAGCUAGAGUCUACAAUAACAAAAACGUCAACGAUCAAUGGCGAUGGCAACAAAAAGACCGAGAUCAGUACCGGAGGCGGCGCAAUGAAACGAUCGUCCACACGAAAAGAAAGACGAUCAUUGGCUGCGAAAGCACAACAGCCUGGACGGACCGUUACUGUUUCAACGAGCCCUGCCGAGAUCAAGCAGCAGGCUAGCUCUAUAAUGAAUGACGACGACGAUGUCACCAUGGGUGGCACUGGAAAGAAGAAACAGAAAAAGCGCUUCUCGCCGUAUAAUAGCAGGCAGAGAGCACAGCACGUUCAGAUAAAGCAGUCAAAUAAGCCAAUUGAGAAAAUUGACAUUUUGGUUGCCGGAUUCGUUCCGGGCUCAGAAAACAACGUUGUCCCUUAUCUUCAGCAGAAAUCCAAGAAGGAAUGGCUACCGUUAGAUGUCCAGUUUGAUCAGGGACAGAUGUUGCUCAGUGUGGAUGGCCCUGUGAUCGCACAUGCCAUCACCCGCUUGAACGGAUACAUUUUUGGCACACAACCGCUGCAAAUCCGUCUUUUCAAUCAAACAUCCGAUGUCUUUGGCAACGCAGCAGCCAAAGCAAAUACACCAAAGACAACCACCACAAUUGAUACCUUGCGUGAAUUUUUACGCUCCCGGUGGAAUGCCGAAGGAAACUACUUGAACUUGGACGAUAUGGCCUCAGAUCCUACUCUGAAAAAGGCACAGAUACGACCUCCCGGCGCCAAUAACGCAUCUGCUACCGUGGGUCCUGCAUUGAUGAAAUUAGCAGGAGAAAUGUUUGAAAACGUCGUAUCUAUUUCGUUUGCCAAAAACCGGUUUCGAAAUGUCCAGCAGAUUUCGACCUUAACGCAGUUUCUUCCAAGUAUCCAGAACCUGUCGCUCGAGGAUAAUGUGAUUACGUCGUUUUCCGGUUUGGAUGCUAUAUGUGGGGCAGGCAAACUCAAGCAUCUGCGAGAAAUCAUUCUGCGUGGCAAUCCGGUUCGGGAGUCGGAAUAUAAGCAACGUGGCGAUGGCCGUGGCUACAUAAGAAAUGCCGUAAAGCAGUUCCCAUCCUUGGUGUUACUGGACGGGGUACCGAUUUCGCUGUCUGACGAAGAAAGAGAAUUGAUCCAAAAGACACGUAGAGUGCUUCCUCUUGCAUCGAUCCCAUACUUUUUUGACAACCAAGACAGCCAAAAAGCUGCCUACGAUUUCUUGACGCGGUUUCUGCAGUUGUUUGACACAGACCGGGCGGCGCUCGUGGCGAUCUAUGACCAAGCGGCCACGUUCUCGGUCAGCACAUUAUUAAAACUGCGCAGUGUGAAGAAGGCCCGAGGGCGCCAAAAGCAGCGGCAGAUGGAAGACGACGAUGCCAAAAUUAGUUGGACUGACGUGAACAGGAAUCUAGCGAAAAAAUCGAAGGGUUCCACGAAGCACUUGUAUUCUGGGCCUGAAAUGAUCGGCACGGUGCUGCAAAAGCUACCAACGACCAUCCACGAUCUGUCUCAGCCAAAGGACUUUGUGGUGGAUGCGUUCCAGCAGCGUCUGGGGCAGCAUGGGGUGCUACAGGUGGCGUUGUAUGGAGAAUUCAAAGAAGGUACCAGCAAGAGCAAGGGGAAGGAAGGGAUCAGGAAGCGAUUUUCCAUAAUGUCAUUUCUGACACGCGCUAUUAUAUAUUUUUGUGUAGCCGACAAUCCGUUGCCGUACUCGUUCGACCGCACAUUCCUCCUCCUGCCAGCAUUGCCAGGGUCACCUGCAGCAGCGGUUGGAAGUCCCUAUACCGUGCUGUCGGAUAUGCUGUAUGUGCGCGACUACUGCUCAAUAGCUAGCCGGAUGGGAUCAGAAUAAGCAUUUCUUCAUUUAAAGAUGCAUAUCGCGCAUUGCUGCAAUUAGAAUAGCCUAUUUCCCCCUUGUGCGAUGUGAUAUGUUCUGUGUUGCGGCGAACCAAAAAAGAAAGUUUAUCAGCCGUUUGUCAACAAUGUAAUAAAAGCAGUAAUAAUAGCAAUAGCAA